CUUUUCCCUUGAGAGUCACGUGCACGUGUAGCGGACUUCCCCGGACCGGACCGACGAGAGCCUCAUGUCUGUUUUCCGCCUUUUCGUGCUUCUGUUGUUGAACUUGCUAUUGUCUAUACCCAGCAUUGCCUCCAAUGACUCUAAUUCCUAGUACUGGACCGCCACAAUCCGGCAUUCAUGCUAUCGAGGCCAUUUCAUUUGAUAGGCCCCGCUGUGAGACAGCGGGCGAUGCGUGAUAUCACUGCUUGGCUGUGUCCAUCGGGCGCUAAGCUGUAGGUCCUCGCGCCUAUAUAGGCUCCCCUUGUCUCCAACCAUCUUGCAACACUUCUUGACCCCCACCAUGUCCAUCGCAAACACCGUGCGCGCCAACGCGCAGUACCACUCGCACCUCCUAUCGCAGAUCGGCGAGCUCGACUAUGUACCGUCGGCGCUGGAGAAUCAGAGACCUUACAUCCAAGAGCUGGAGCAGCAGAAGAAGACGCUGAAGACCAAGCUUGACAAGUGCGUGCAGAAGACGAAGAAGGAGCGCAAGGAACAUGAGAGCAUCCGUGAUUCGACGACAAGGCGCCUCGCGCACAAGCUUACGGGAAAGAAGGAGAAGUUCGAGCAGAAGGCGAGCAAGGAGGAGAAGGAAUACAUAGAAGCUCUAGAGGAGGAAAUGAAGGUCCGCAACAGCCUCGAGACGAACGAGCAGAUGAUCGUGGAGGCCAAAGCUACGCUCGCGGACCUCGAGGAGAAGCUCCAGAGAUACCAGCGCCUGAAGGGCGACCUGGUUGCCCUGUACAACUCUAUCUUCGAGGGCCCCACCCAAGAGUUCCCCCACGAUGACGAGAUUGAGCAGCAGGUCCGCUACGUCGAGGAGAUCUACAACGACGUGCAGAAGCGGCUCAACAGCGAGUCACGCGUCGCCGACAUCCUCGCGCACGCGGAGGGCGAGCUGCGCAUGAGUGAUCGGUUCAUCAGGGAGGCGCUGACGCACUCGACGUUUGACAUGAUGGGCGGCGGCGCCAUGACUGACAUGAUGGAGCGCAAUGCGCUGAUGAACGCGCAGAACAAGGCUUCCACUGCGCAGAUGCUCAUCCAACAAGCGCGGCAGCUGUCCCCGAAGGUGAAGGCCAUUGGGGCUAUCAAUAUCGCGCAAGGGUCAGUCAACUUGGACAGAAAAUAUCUGUAA
Messenger RNA from Schizophyllum commune H4-8, 1174 nucleotides. RefSeq lists its product as uncharacterized. Bases 341 to 1174 code for a protein of 277 amino acids. Lineage: Eukaryota; Fungi; Basidiomycota; Agaricomycetes; Agaricales; Schizophyllaceae. The transcript is spliced from 8 exons. The record is from RefSeq and is a predicted model, not a curated record.